AUGUCAAAAACAAGUGCUACAAAUUCGUCGGUUCGCUUGAAACGCGAUCAUCAAAAUAGUCUGACAGAAGAAUCGACAGUAUCUUCCUCGCCGAUAAAAAAGCAAAAACAACAGCAUAACACACCAGUUGUGGAUAAGGAAGCACGAAAUCGAUACCCAAAUGGAUCUUCAUCGUCAACUUUCAUGCCGACCAACUCGACGAAGAAACUCGUGAUCAAGAAUCUGAAAUCUGCACCUCUUGUUCCACCGCCAGAUUAUUUCGAUAAAAUCUGGCCUUUGCUGAAGCAAGCCUUAGAAGCGAUUCUCAACGGCACGACAAGUCCGACCAAUGAAGAGCAACUCUAUCGACACAUUAAUCAUCUCUGUACGACGUCAAGUAAUGAUGCUAACCCAUCAUCAAAUCUUCUCUAUGAAAAUCUAAGAAAAAUUCUUGAUGAACACAUUCAAACACUUGUACCUGUUCUACUCAGUGAACCAAAUGACAGUUUAGAUUAUCUUCGAACACUCAAUACAGUUUGGAAUGAUCAUAUGGUACGAUCAAGCCUCAUUCGGCAAUUGUUUAUCGUUCUUGAUCGAACGUAUGUUCUGCACGCAGCUGUGCCCAGUAUUUGGGAACUAAAUCAGGAUUUGUUCCGUCGACACAUUAUGCAAAAUUUGAAGAUCUCAAACAGGUGUAUCAAUGGUUUGCUGAAAUUGAUUGAACAAGAAAGACGAAGUGAAACAGUCGAUCGAAGUUUGAUUAAAAGUCUGAUUCGAAUGUUAAUUGAUCUUCACUUAUAUCGAAAAGACUUCGAACCUGUAUUUCUACGAACCACUGAACAACUCUAUCACAAUGAAGGUCGUCAAUUAAUUCAAACUCUAGAACUCAGUCAAUAUCUCACUCAUGUUGAACGUCGUCUGCGAGAAGAACAAACUCGAAUUACACAUUAUAUCGACCAAUCAACGAAAGUACAAUUGAUUCAUCUCGUAGAAACCAAUCUAAUCACUCUGCAUAUCAAAGAAAUGCUUUCCAAAGGUUUUGACACAUUAAUCGACGAAAAUCGUUAUGGAUCGAUUACAUUAAUGUACGAACUUCUCCUACGUGUUGGUCAAACGGGCAUGUCGGAACUUCGAGAAGCAUUCGGAAAUUACAUUAAAAAACAUGGACGCGCACUUGUUGUUGACGCUGAGAAAGAUGAGAAAAUGGUCGAUGAGUUGCUUGAAUUCAAAGAAAAACUAGAUCAAUUCCUACUGGAAUGUUUCCACAACAAUGAAAAAUUUUCCAAUACGUUAAAAGACUCCUUUGAACACUUCCUUAACCAACGCUCAAAUAAACCAGCAGAACUCAUUGCCAAAGCCGUUGACGCGAGAUUGCGCACUGGAAAUAAAGAAGCGUCGGAGGAAGAAUUGGAGAAAAUCCUCGAUAAAUUAUUAGUACUUUUUCGAUUUAUCCAUGGAAAAGAUGUCUUCGAAGCUUUUUACAAGAAAGAUCUCGCUAAACGAUUGUUAGUCGGAAAAAGUGCCUCAGUCGAUGCAGAAAAAUCAAUGUUACUCAAGCUCAAACAUGAAUGUGGAAAUGUAUUUACAAGUAAACUGGAAGGUAUGUUCAAGGACAUGGAACUAUCGAAAGAUAUCAUGUCAGCUUUUGAACAACAUAUGCAUGGCCGAGAGACUCCUGGCAAUAUCAAUAUGUAUGUUUCGAUACUAACAAUGGGUUUCUGGCCAACAUAUCAACCAGUUACUGCUAUUCUACCACCCGAACUGUGUCGAUUACAAGAAAUCUUCGCGAAAUUUUAUUUGAGUAAACAUACAGGACGCAAGCUUCAUUGGCAGUAUUCACUGGACCAUUGUUUACUGAAAGGAUGGUUGAAAGAUAAAAUGCCGAAAGAAUUUCAAGUAUCACUGUUCCAAGCAUUGGUGCUCCUUCUUUUUAAUCAACAUCUCGAACUGAAUUACAAUGAUAUCAAAGAACAAACAAAACUCCAAGAAGCAGAAUUGCAUCGAACGCUACAAUCAUUAGCUUGUGGAAAGAUUCGCCUACUGAAUAAAAAACCAUUGACGAAAGAGAUCAAUCCUAAUGAUCAAUUUACCCUGAAUACAUCGUUUGAACAUAAAUUAAUUCGAAUUAAAAUCAAUCAAGUUCAAUUGAAGGAAACACAAGAAGAAAACAGCUCCACUACACAACGUGUUGUUCAAGAUCGUCAUUAUCAAAUUGAUGCUGCAGUCGUACGAAUUAUGAAAACGCGUAAAACAUUGCCACAUGCCCAAUUAAUGUCGGAAGUGUUUGCUCAACUGAAAUUUCCUAUUUCAACAUCAACAGUUAAAACACGCAUCGAAAGCUUACUAGAACGCGAAUACAUGAAGCGAUCGGCGGACAAUGCUAAUGUUUAUGAAUAUAUUGCAUAA
Messenger RNA from Adineta ricciae, 2385 nucleotides. Lineage: Eukaryota; Metazoa; Rotifera; Eurotatoria; Adinetida; Adinetidae. The record is from the annotation of a GenBank genome assembly.